CCUACAACUACUCUGUGGAAAACCAGACGCUAACAGAAGCGCUGGACAAGCAGCAGAACGGCGUGCAUCACAUUUAUUCCUCCAUUGCAGAACUCUUGGUUGAUCAUCCAAUGAAGAGCCACACACCUCCAGAGACAGAAGAACAAGGAAUUCUCAUGUUGGAUCUGGGCUCAGUGAGUCCUUUCCUUCGACUCUCUGCUGACUUCCAAACAGUAGAGAGAGUGAAAACCAAGCUGGACUAUCCCAACAGUAACAGCCGCUUCAAUAAAGCCCCGCAGGUCCUCUCCACCCAGUGCUUCUCCACUGGUACCCACAUCUGGGUGGUGGAGGCUGAGGGAUACUGGGACAUCGCCGUGUCCUACAAGACCAUCCAACGUAGGAGCAAGUUCAGCAGCGCCUUCGGAAACAACGCAGCGUCCUGGAGCCUUACCCACAAUGGCAAAGGCAAGCUGUCUGCCUACCAUAAUAAAAGAAAAACUGCUCUCUGUGGGACCUUGCAGAGCGGCCGAAUAGCAGUGAUGGUUGAUUUUAAGAAAGGCCACAUUACAUUCUGCGCUGUGGAGUCGACAAUCACACAUCUGCAUGCAUUCAAAGCUGAACUGACUCAGCCAGUGUGCCUUGGUUUGGGGCUUUACCGUGUGGAUCCACCCAGUAGGGCCUCUAUUGUCAAAGUUUUGUGAAUAAUCCUACAAACUGUCAAAAUGUUCAGCCAACACUGGAUACAGACUGCCUUAAAUCAUCUGUAAUCGAGGAGAACUAAGGUUGACUUGCACUAAAAGUGGAGAUGGGUCAGAGCAAAGACCUGACUAAGCCAAAGGUGAAUAGAACAUUUGGCCUAAUAAUAGAUUUUAAUACUGUAUAGCAAGGUGUUUUAAGGUAAAUACAGUAUGUGUGGUUGA
This is a messenger RNA of Micropterus salmoides (largemouth bass), 899 nucleotides long. Its product is annotated as E3 ubiquitin/ISG15 ligase TRIM25-like. NCBI's taxonomy places the organism in Eukaryota, Metazoa, Chordata, Actinopteri, Centrarchiformes, Centrarchidae. The record is from RefSeq and is a predicted model, not a curated record. Gene Ontology annotation, molecular function: zinc ion binding.